AGUGGAAGCAAAGCCACUAAUUGCCACCCUUUGGGAACAAGCAUGCUUCAAUCAUGAACACAAAAGAUAAAUGCCAAUAGUCCAAGCCCUGUUUAGUGAUCAGUGAGAGAGACUGCUACGAUGCCUCAAUCAUGUCAACUCUCCGAAUCCUCAUGCGUCUUCUUCCUUGGCUUGUACAUGCCCCACACCAGCUUUAUGUAAUUUUGAUGAGAUAAUGGCAUUGAACUAGAAAGAUAUUAGUAUGUUAAAUUCUCAAAUUUUUUUUUUAUUGAGAUAGUGAUUUUUAAAUAGCUCCAGUAUGGCUGGGACUUGUAAGUGUAGCUCACAUAAUUAGGAGCAUUUAUCAUGCACCGAUGUGUGUGUUGGAAUCUUUUUUCUGAGUAUCGCUUGUAUCAAAAAUAGCUCCAACAUGCAAGUUUAUUCGCCUUUGUUUUCUAGGACUCCACUCGCUCUCUCAAUCAACCAAUUAAGAUUUUUCAGAUGUUGUAUUGGUUAGUGCCUUAGUGGGUUGUGAAACUUAAGCCACCGUUGACUAAAAGGUAGAUAUAAUAGUAUAAUACAGUUGUUUAUUUCAAAAUAUAAGCAGCCUUCAUGAAGUGGAUGAUGAAUAAUUUAUCCACUCAGACACUGAAGCAACAUAGUUUUGAUCCAUUGGUGGUUUCUGCCACGUUGGUUUUCAGGAUCAUGUUUAGCACUUUAGCCCUCAUCACAGCCUCACCUUGUUUUGGCACAGUUGAGGUUGUAAGAAAUUAAUUUGGUAGGGUUUGGGAUUGACUCGUGAAGAAGGAAUCAGGUGUCUGUGUUUCAAUGAACCCAGGAUUGGAUUUCAAAAUUCAUGAGGCUGCUCAAAGUAGUUUGAAACAUGCCCAUCACCUGUUUGGUUGUGUAUCUGAGAAUAAACAAAAGAGAAGUGUUCAAGAAGUAAGCUUGAUUGCUCAAGAUGCAGUGGAAGAAUUCAGAAAACUACUUGCUCUCCUUGAUGGAUCAUUGUUAUCAAACCAGAAGAGGAUCAGAAGAGGUCCUUUGCCAAAAUCCCAUGACAUAAACCAGGUUGAACUGUUGGACUCUCCUAACCCUUCAUCCCAAAAUACUACACACAAUUGGCCUCAGCCUCAUCCCCAGCCCCAGCCUCAGAAUUGCUUUGUUAGACAGUUUUUUAGUGCUGUUCAUCAAACUGAUCAAGCAACUGCAAAUGUGAUCCACAGUAAUAGCUUUAGCAUGGGUAGAGAGAAAAAACCAAACCCGGCAUUGCAGCAAGGGCAAUCUGAAGCCGGUGUGGUUCUUCCUAAUAAUUUAAUCAUGGGGUUGAACCAAUUCUCACAAAAGCCUACUAGCACUUCUUUGAUCAGUAUGGAUGGAAGUAGCCUUAACACGCGGAUGAUUCAAUAUUCGUCGUCUGAACUCUUGGCUUCUCGAGAUUGUACCUCUAUGUUUUCUUCCAAAAGGAAGUGCGGGGCGAAAAGUGAAGAAGUCACUCCAAGAUGCCUAGUCUCUGCUGGUGGAUGCCAUUGCUCAAAGCGAAGGAAACUUAGAAUAAAGAGAAGAAUCCGAGUUCCGGCUUUAAGCAAUAAGCUAGCUGAUAUACCUCCUGAUGACUAUACCUGGAGGAAGUAUGGGCAGAAACCUAUUAAGGGGUCUCCAUAUCCUAGGAGUUAUUACAAAUGCAGCAGUGUGAGGGGAUGCCCUGCAAGAAAGCAUGUCGAACGAUGCUUGGAAGAUCCUACCAUGUUGGUUGUUACAUAUGAAGGCGACCAUCAACACCCCAAGAUUACAUUUCAAGCACCUACACUUGCGAUUUAAGUUAACCGGUAUAAUAAAUCCAAUGGAUGCCAACAUUUCAGAGCUUGAACUGGUUUUGCAGUGUUAGCUUCUCUUCUGUCCUAAAAACUGUUAAAAUUGUAACUUGUAAGUGUAAACUAGUCCUCUGUUUUUCCCCCCUUUUUUUCUGUCUCUUAAUUUCCUAGUUUGUCCUGCUUCUGGUAUGUAAUUGAGUCUUCAAUAAUGCUUUUUUCAGAUCAUUGUAUACAUUCUCUUUAAUGAUAUAUGUUGACGUGAGUAUACUAACUAAUCAAGGAGAUUUACUUCCUUGAUUAAUUAAGGGAUUUACUU
Prunus persica (peach) is the source of this 2109-nucleotide messenger RNA. RefSeq names its product probable WRKY transcription factor 15. Gene Ontology annotation, biological process: regulation of DNA-templated transcription. The coding region runs from base 808 to 1800 and encodes 330 amino acids. The record is from RefSeq and is a predicted model, not a curated record. Lineage: Eukaryota; Viridiplantae; Streptophyta; Magnoliopsida; Rosales; Rosaceae. Gene Ontology annotation, molecular function: sequence-specific DNA binding; DNA-binding transcription factor activity. The transcript has 3 exons.